UCUUUUUCCUUUGCUAGGGUUUACAUUCUCAUUUCCCUGGCCACCACCACGCCCUCAAGAAUCAAUCUUUCUUCCCAUGGGAUGUUUAUGAUUUGAAACGCCAAACCAAAUCAACCCCGAUCAAUCCAAAACGUAGUUUUCGUCCUCGUCGCCGGCGCCAUCCCAUGGGAAGCUGCAUAUCGACACCGUCGAGGCUAGUAGGCGUAGUAUCCAAGAAAUCUUAUUACAACACAUCCAAAACGAAACGCAAGCUGCAUGCGAGUUUCGACCACGAGGCGGCACGUAAAUCGAUGAACCUACGCGUGACUAACGGUAAGGUUUUGAAGGAUUCGUCGGGGGACAACAUCUUGGAGCGAUACGAGUUGGGAAAAGAGUUAGGGAGAGGUGAGUUUGGGGUCACGCAUCAAUGUUUUGACCUGGUAACCGGGGAAGCUUACGCGUGUAAGAAGAUAUCCAAGGCAAAGCUGAGGUCGGAGAUCGACGUGGAAGAUGUGAGGAGGGAGGUUGAGAUCAUGAGGCAUUUGCCUAAGCAUCCCAAUAUUGUUACCUUUAGGGAAGCCUUCGAGGAUAAAGAAGCUGUUUAUCUUGUUAUGGAGCUUUGCCAUGGAGGUGAACUUUUUGAUAGGAUCGUUGCUAAAGGUCAUUAUACGGAACGAGCUGCUGCCACCGCUAUCAAGACCAUUUUGGAGAUUGUCAAGGUGUGCCAUGAACAUGGAGUGAUACAUAGGGAUUUAAAACCUGAGAAUUUCUUGUUGGCAGAUGAAAGUGAAACUGCACCAAUAAAAGCAAUUGAUUUUGGCCUCUCCAUAUUCUACGAACCUGGUCAGCGUUUCAGUGACAUUGUUGGAAGUCCUUACUACAUGGCUCCAGAGGUCCUAAGACGCAAUUAUGGCAAGGAAGUUGAUAUAUGGAGUAUAGGUGUUAUCCUGUACAUCUUGCUUUGUGGCGUUCCUCCUUUCUGGGCAGACACUGAGGAAGGAAUUGCACAUGCAAUUAUAAAAGGUGACAUAGACUUUGAAAGGGAUCCUUGGCCUAAGGUUUCUGAAGAAGCAAAGGAUCUUGUGAGGAGCAUGCUUGAUCCAAAUCCUUACAGUCGGAUGACGGUUCAGGAGGUCUUUGAACAUCCUUGGAUACAAAACUUGGAACACGCUCCAAAUGUUAAUCUGGGAGAAAAUGUGAGAACAAGGAUUAAGCAGUUCUCCUUUAUGAGCAAGUUCAAGAAGAAAGUUCUUAGGGUGGUAGCGGGCAACUUGCCAAAUGAGCAAACCGAUGCAAUUGUACAGAUAUUCCGCAUGAUGGACACUGACGAAAAUGGACACUUGUCAUUCGAGGAGCUGAGAGAUGGCCUUCAAAAAAUUGGACAUUGUGUUGCUGACCCUGAUGUGCAGAUGUUGAUGGAUGCAGCGGACAUUGAUGGAAAUGGUACACUUAGCUGCGAGGAGUUUGUGACAAUGGCCGUUCACCUGAAAAGGAUGAGCAACGACGAGCAUCUCUCUCAAGCUUUCCAUCACUUCGACAAGAACCAAAGCGGUUACAUCGAAUUUGAAGAGUUGCAAGAAGCCUUGUUGCAUGACGACCUUGGUCCCAACAAUGAACAGGUGAUCAGAGACAUCAUCCACGAUGUCGACUUGGAUAAGGAUGGUCGAAUCAGUUAUGAAGAGUUUAAGGCAAUGAUGCUGACAGGCAUGGACUGGAAAAUGGCGUCUCGCCAAUAUUCUAGAGCAUUGCUAAAUGCAGUGAGCAUCAAAAUAUUGAAACAAUCUGGGCAACUAAGAUGAACAAUUUUUUCCAGCUACAUAUGGUAACUCAAUUUGAGAGCUUACUACAAAAUUUUUCUUCCCACAAACAGAAAGAUGAUAUCUAUAUACACAUUGCAAUGGGAAGUCCAAUUCAUGUAAGCUUUUUUUUAUAGAAAGGAUAUUUGUCUGCAUAGUUAUAUAGAGUUACUCCCCUAAGAUAUACAUAAGAUUACAAGCUCCAGAUGUUAAUGAAGGAAGGUUUUGUUUUGGUACUCGUAUCGUUAGAUGAAGCUAAGUACUGAAUCUUUCCCAUUGACAAAUAUGUUCAUCUGUAAAUUGCCUGAGGGCAGCUUUUUUUUGAAUCUAAAACAACAGAUCAUGAUGCACUUGAUUUGGAUCCUCAAA
Molecule: messenger RNA, 2144 nt
Organism: Theobroma cacao (cacao)
Lineage: Eukaryota; Viridiplantae; Streptophyta; Magnoliopsida; Malvales; Malvaceae
Gene: CPK24
Product: calcium-dependent protein kinase 24
Biological process (GO): protein phosphorylation
Molecular function (GO): ATP binding; protein kinase activity; calcium ion binding
Source: RefSeq, a predicted model, not a curated record